UUCUUUCUUUUUUAUAAAGCACAGUAGCUUGGCUCAGGGACAGCACUGAAUGGUAAUAGAGUCGGAUGCCAACACAACCAUGGGAAAGAUCAUUUUUUACGAAGACAGAAACUUCCAAGGGCGCUCUCAUGAGUGCAACAGCGACUGUGCCGAUCUUCACACCUAUUUCAACAGAUGCAACUCCAUCAGGGUGGAGAGUGGCUGCUUCAUGGUGUAUGAGAGGCCCAACUACAUGGGCAAUCAGUACUAUCUGAGGAGAGGAGAGUACUCUGAUAACCAGCGUAUGAUUGGCAUUAAUGACUGUGUCAGAUCUUGCCGUAUGAUCCCCCAGCACCAGGGUUCCUACAGGAUGAGGCUUUACGAGCGUGCUGACAUGACCGGGCAGAUGCAUGAGCUGGUCGAUGACUGUCCAAAUGUCCAAGACCAACUCAGCAUGUCUGAUUUCAACUCCUGCAAUGUGAUGGACGGCCACUGGCUACUGUACGACCAACCUAACUACAAGGGCAGAGUGUACUACCUGAGGCCUGGAGAGUAUCGGAGGUACAGUGACUGGGGAGGCAUCAGCCCAAGGAUCGGCUCCAUCAGAAGAAUCACUGACUUCAACUGAAGUCAAGCUUCAUUUAAAUGCAUCUUUCAAUGACUUGAAUUGUCUGUAUUCCCAAUAAACUUUAACUGCUUAAUAAAA
Neolamprologus brichardi is the source of this 685-nucleotide messenger RNA. Its product is annotated as gamma-crystallin S-1-like. NCBI's taxonomy places the organism in Eukaryota, Metazoa, Chordata, Actinopteri, Cichliformes, Cichlidae. Gene Ontology annotation, biological process: lens development in camera-type eye; visual perception. The record is from RefSeq and is a predicted model, not a curated record. Gene Ontology annotation, molecular function: structural constituent of eye lens.